This is a messenger RNA of Metarhizium brunneum ARSEF 3297, 2922 nucleotides long. RefSeq lists its product as uncharacterized. Gene Ontology annotation, biological process: regulation of transcription by RNA polymerase II; DNA-templated transcription. Gene Ontology annotation, cellular component: chromatin. The record is from RefSeq and is a predicted model, not a curated record. NCBI's taxonomy places the organism in Eukaryota, Fungi, Ascomycota, Sordariomycetes, Hypocreales, Clavicipitaceae. Gene Ontology annotation, molecular function: DNA-binding transcription factor activity, RNA polymerase II-specific; zinc ion binding; RNA polymerase II cis-regulatory region sequence-specific DNA binding.
AUGGCCAGUCUCAGAAAUAUCAUGAACGUCGAUGCCGAUGACGAUCAUGUUAAUUCUCAUUCUUUAAAGGCGGCCAUGGAUACAGGAUCAAGAUCAUCACAACAUCCAGCUGCUUCAAUGGGCUCUGUUGCUUAUGGCCAAGGCUCAGACUACUCCAUGAAUGCGUCCCCUUCUCGCAGCCAGAGAUUAAGCCCUCCAACCCGCUCCUUGCACUCGUUGCCAGUUGAUCAGCAUCCGUCAGGUAUGGCUUAUGGUGGUUAUCCGGGCGGCCGGAAUCCUCACGAUAGGCGCCAGAGCAACGCCAGCGCAGACUCGAUGGAUUCCCAUUACAGCCAAGGACAAGUCUAUGGGCAUGGAACCUCUGGAUCCUUCUCUACUACGCCCAUGAGACCAUUCGUGCCUCCACAAGAGGUUCCCGUCAAACUGACCCCUAUUACCGGAAGAACUUUUACUCGAGCCGAGCACCUGAGACGCCAUCAACUUAGCCAUCAGCCUCCGGCUUUGCCUUGCACAGUCCCUGGAUGUGAUAAAGUGUUUCACCGGCGGGACCUCCUCGAGCGCCAUCAACAACGACAUGACCAGGAUGAUCGCGUCGGAAAGCCAAAUAGCGGCCAACCACCUCAUCGUUCUUAUUCCCAAGGAGGUAGCCGAAGACCACCCAGUUAUCCUAGUUCUCCGCAAGGAUCAUUGAUUCAAGUUCAACAGCCGUAUGGUAGUACUUCACCGACUCCGUUGUCAACGGCGCCGACCCCGACUCUGUCGAUGCACUCGUCUCCGUGGUCCUCACACUCGGCCAAGCCAACAACAGUUCCCGUACGACAUAGUCCAGACGAAAUCACUAUAGGCGGGAUCAAGAGCGACUAUUUGGUGGAGCCGGUGCCGAAUAUGCCAACAACAGCGACAACUGCGUAUGCGGAACAACCUCGAAUCAUGCCUAGUCUGCCCACCGUUGACGGAAGCUCCUCGAUUUGUGUUUCGACGAUCCCUACUACGUCUAUCACUUGGUCCGCCGGCCCACGUAUUGCGACGCCUCUAUCGACGGCUCCUGGAGCCUUCUCAACAACCGCCACACUCUCACAGGACAAUCAGCGGUCCUCCAUCGCCGUUUCGAACAGCGCCUGGACCUCCCGCAUUGAUCAACCAACAUCCAGGGGCAUGCCACCAUCCGUCAUGGCCACAGGCGGGUAUGUUGCGUACGGGUAUAGCCCUUCCGUACCGCAAACAUAUUCUUCCAUUUAUGAUGAUGAGCCGACUGUUGGUAUCCCCACAUACGGAGAAGCUCCAGGAGGACUAUAUGGACCCCAUGUCCCAGCUUCCAGCAUGCGUAUGUCCCCUCAGCUGGUCGUUGGUCAGUCUUCAGAGACAAUGGUGGCGGCUGCGGCACCAUUGCCAGCAGAUCGUAUUGUCAAUCCUAUGCCGUGUCCUCCGGAGCCUAUUUCAAGGUUUGGCUUGCUAGCCCAGGACUUGAUGCCUGUGUCACUAAGCCGGGAAGCUCGGAGUGCGCUGCCAAGUUAUAUUGACAUCUUUUGGGACAAGGUACAUCCUUUUUACCCGAUUAUCCACAGAUCAACCUUGGAAGAUGGUGCAGGCGUCGUCCCAGAGCAUAUGGAUGUUUUACAAUGUGCCAUGGCUGCACUCGCGACACAGUUUCUGGGUCACCGAGAACAUCGUGUUAACGGCAGUCAACUACACUCCUACGCUUGGCACAAAUCGAAAACUUUUACUCAGUCAACCACGUGGCCUCUACCCAUCAUGCAAACAGUAUUGCUCUGCGAGUACUACGCCAGAUUCCGAGGACGACACAAGGACGACUAUCAACCCUCGUCGCGGUUCCUCACAUUAUGUCAAAUGGUUUCUGGGUACUGCUCCGGGACUGUUCCGCAACCAUCCGGUGGUAGCACUGAGCGCUGGAACGCGUGGAUAUACAUUGAAUCGUGCCGAAGACUGUUGGCUGCUUGCUUUCUUCUCAGUGUUCAUGGCAUGUGCUAUCAUGAGCAACCAUAUUCCACUGUGCUGGGCUUGGACAACUUAGCAGCAUCAAAAUUUCGGAUUGCUUUGUCAGGGAGCACAACGAACCUCUGGGAGGCUAGAAAUGCUGAGGCAUGGGCUGCGAUUGACAUGUCAACUAUCAUGUUGAAUACGAUUGGGGAUUUCAUGGAGAAUCCGACCUUGUCAACUACGGAAACAACACCAGCAUUCGAUGUGUCACUUGUCAUAGCCGCUCACGCCCUUCUGCUGCCAACCCGAGAAAAUCGUCAGGAAGUGGAGUUGGUCCAGGACGUAUCCGCUUUCAACAGCAACGAUCUGCUCAUGUCGAAAUUCUUCAAUCGCCGCCCAGGCGCCAACACUUAUCUCGCUUUGCAUUAUACCCCGUUGAACGUUCUACUGGCAGUCUCGGGCGAUAGCUGGGUUUUCAACAAGAAGAUACCUGAUGCAAGUCUGUUUGCCGAAUACAAGCGAAAGUUGGGCCAGUGGCGAGACUCGGGCACUUCUGCAAUUGCAACCGUAUUCGCAGCCCGGGCCAUUCGAGACUUCCUGGACCUUUCGGACAAGUUGGGGCAGAGCUUGGCACAGGCCAACACCUCCUCCUACGGCAUGACGGCGUGCACGGAGAUUUCCGAUUACUGGGGAUUGUACGUCUGUACCCUCAUCUGCUGGGCCUUCGGGCACGUUGGCAAACGGACGACGACGGACAAGCGGCUUCCCGCGCGAAGCAGAGCCAUCAACUGGAUCCGCACGGUUGCGGAACUCGAGCCCGGCCAACUCCAAGCCUUGCCGAAAAGGGAGGAUUCACAAGCCAUUGUAGGCUUUGUCCGAGAUAUUCUAGAAAAGGACUGUCUCGGCGGGCGAAACAUCCUAUUCGCCGACUCAGUCGGGGUGCUGCGAAAGUUGGAAGAGGUGGAUAACUGGAGCUGGUUCUAA